Strongylus vulgaris is the source of this 608-nucleotide messenger RNA. The record is from the annotation of a GenBank genome assembly. Lineage: Eukaryota; Metazoa; Nematoda; Chromadorea; Rhabditida; Strongylidae.
AUGUUCGCACCCCAAGGUCGAAUGCGCAACUGUCUUUUCGUUUUUGGUUUGCUAGGAGCAGUGGUGAACUUUCCGGAAGGAUAUUCAAACUCAUACCCAAACACCUCCUACAAGUCCUUCCAGAAGAUGAUCAACGACUCGUACAUGGAACGAGGAGAUGAGGAUGGAUUAUCUCCAAAUCUCUACAUUUGGAUAUGGUCAGCUGUACUCAACGUAUGGUUCCUCGGAUAUCUUCUGGGAACUUUCGUAACACCCUACUAUACGGAACGCUUUGGAAGGAAAAAAACCCUUCUCGGCUCAAACUUCGUUGCGCUAUUGGGUACAGUGCUUUCAUUUUUGAGCGUAACGCUCUCCAUUCCGGAACUAUUUUUCCUAUCGAGAGUUGUCUCCUCGAUGAGUUCCGGUAUAUCAUUUGGAGCAUUAAUACUCUUCCUUCAGGAAGCCACACCAACCGAAUAUCGCGGACUGACAUCGUUCCUCUCCGAGAAUACAUUCAUUGCCACAACUGUUAUGGGCAUUGGCUUUGGCAUGGAUGCUGUAUUCGGCAAGAAUCUGCCAGUACUUACAGGUAAUUCCACUUUCACUCCAAUUAAUUACCCUUGGUAAAA